This is a messenger RNA of Rotaria socialis, 915 nucleotides long. Lineage: Eukaryota; Metazoa; Rotifera; Eurotatoria; Philodinida; Philodinidae. The record is from the annotation of a GenBank genome assembly.
AUGGUUAGUUCAAGCGGUAGUUCAGAAAAAUCAGCAACAUCAAAAGAUGUUUUGCUCGAUUUUCUUGCUGGUGGAACAGCUGUAUGUAUCAUGUUGUUAUUUGUUUUACAUGUGUACAAGUUGUAUGACGCACAAGGAAAAAAAUACAAAGGCUUUGGAGAUUGUUUCGCUCGAUGUAUUCGUGAAGAAGGAACUAUUUCACUGUGGCGUGGUAAUUGGGCAAAUGUUAUUCGUUAUUUUCCAACACAAGCAUUAAACUUUGCAUUCAAAGAGCGUUAUCAAAAACUUUUUGCUAAUUAUAAUCCAAAAUCAGAUCCAUAUAAAUUUUUUCUGGGUAAUCUUUUUGCUGGUGGCAUGGCUGGUGCAACAGGUUUAUUAUUCGUCUAUCCACUUGAUUUUGCUCGUACACGUCUUGGUGUUGAUAUUGGAAAAUCAGUUAAUGAACGCCAAUUUAGAGGCAUGAACGAUUGCAUGGCGAAAAUUUACAAGGCUGAUGGUAUUCGAGGGCUCUAUCGAGGGUUCUCCAUUAGUGUUGCUGGCAUAUUUGUCUAUCGAGCAUUUUAUUUCGGUGGUUAUGAUGCUGGAAAAAAAUUUAUGUUUGGUGACAAUCCCAAUCCGAGUAUACUCUAUCGUUUUCUUUUUGCCCAAUUCGUUACAUCAUCAUCUGAAUUUCUUGCUUAUCCACUUGAUACUAUCCGACGUCGUUUGAUGAUGCAAAGUGGUCGUGGUGAUAUUAUCUAUCGAGGAACAUUGGAUUGUGCUCGAAAAAUUGCUGUUACUGAAGGCCUAACAGCUUUUUUCAAAGGCAAUUUAUCAAACAUGUAUCGAAGUGUUGGUUCAUCAUUAGUACUUGUUCUCUAUGAUGAAUUUAAACGAUGGCUUCUACUUGCCGGUCAAUCAUCAUACGCCAAAUAA